AUGAAAAUAACUGUUGCAACAUUUAUAGCUACUUGUGUUUCUGGAGUAACAUUUUUAGUACUUUUUAUUUCUUUGUUAAGUGUUUAUAAUGAAGUUAAUAAUUUAUGGAAUGAAUUGGAUGAAAAAAUUCUCCUCUUCCGUCAAAAUACCAAUGAAAUUUGGAAAGAUAUUGUUGAGAUAUCAAGUAAUAAGGUAAAACGUCAAUCUGGAUAUGAACUUAUUAAGGAUGCCUUUUAUACUACAUUAUCUCCAAAAAUUGAGGCAUCUGAUCAUGUUAUUUCACCACCAUCUAUACCAACAGAAAUUGCUGCUCCAGGUACAAGUGGUUGUAUGUGUAAUCCUAAAAAUAGAUGUCCACCUGGUCCACCUGGAUGUAAGGGAGAACCAGGUAAGAAAGGUGAACCAGGUUUUCCAGGACAACCAGGUAUUCCUGGUGCAGAUGCUCCUGAUGAUUUACAAAGUAGGCAAUCUGAUUUACAGGGUUGUUUCCAUUGUCCUAUGGGUAAAAUUGGUGCACCAGGAAAACAAGGACGUGUAGGACCAAGAGGACCAGCAGGAACACCUGGUAUGGAUGGAAUAAGAGGACGUGAUGGAUUCCAAGGUGUUCCAGGUGAUAUAGGACCAGUUGGACCUGAAGGACAUGAAGGUAGAACAGGAAUAACAGGAGAUAAAGGUCUUGAUAAAUAUCAAUUAAUUGGUCACAAAGGACCAAAAGGACAUAUUGGAAAACCAGGACCAAGAGGACCACCAGGUCCACCAGGUAUUGCUGCAUCAGCAGGUCCAAUAGGUAUUCAAGGUAUCCCAGGACUUAAAGGACCUCUUGGACCACAAGGACCUCAAGGAAAUGCAGGAGAUGUAGGUCAUCCAGGAAGACCAGGAAAAGAUGGAGGUUAUUGUUCAUGUCCUGAAAAGAAUGUCAAACAUUAA
Messenger RNA from Strongyloides ratti, 927 nucleotides. Its product is annotated as Nematode cuticle collagen, N-terminal domain and Collagen triple helix repeat-containing protein. The transcript is spliced from 2 exons. The record is from RefSeq and is a predicted model, not a curated record. Bases 1 to 927 code for a protein of 308 amino acids. Gene Ontology annotation, molecular function: structural constituent of cuticle. NCBI's taxonomy places the organism in Eukaryota, Metazoa, Nematoda, Chromadorea, Rhabditida, Strongyloididae.